AAAUUUUGAAAAAAGGAGGAGGAAAUUUUUGUAAAAAAAUAUUGGAAGACGAACAAACUUUUUUGAAAUAUGGAUUCGCUGCUCCUAUCUUUAAAAUAAUUGUAGUCAUGGGUUUUGUUAGUGCUUAGUUGAAAACCAAAAUGGAGUGCGUAGAAGCAUUUCUCGGGGAUUUCUCCGUCGACGACCUCCUUGACUUCUCUAACGCCGACGCUUUCGAACGAGAAGAGUCAUCUUCGUCACAAAGAGAAGAAGACGAACAAAAACGAGAGAAAGCUAAAAGAUUUUCCGAACAAAAUACCUGCCUUUCACCGCUUGAAGAUCUCUUAUCUUUUCCCGGCUCCAAGCUUGACGUCCCAGUUGGCGAUUUAGAGGACCUAGAGUGGUUAUCCAACUUCGUGGAGGAUUCUCUCCCAGAAUCUUGUUUUUCCAGUGACAUUCCGGUGAAUCCAGCCGCGUCGGUGGAGGUUAAAAAACAGAGCGUACCCGUUAAACCACGAAGUAAACGCCGCCGCACUUAUGGCCAUAACUGGUCUCUGGAGUCGCCGUAUUCCUCCCAAUCCUUCGCCGGAAAGAAGGAGAGAGGGAGACAGAAGUCGGAGACUUCUUCCGGCGUCGGAGCUCAGCAGCAGCAGCCUAGGCGAUGCUGCAGCCAUUGUGGGGUCCAGAAAACGCCACAAUGGAGGAUAGGUCCGUUGGGUGCGAAGACUCUGUGUAAUGCUUGUGGGGUCCGGUUUAAGUCGGGUCGGCUUUUACCCGAAUAUAGACCCGCUUGCAGCCCGACAUUCUCCACCGAGUUUCACUCCAACUCCCACAGGAAAGUGUUGGAGCUGCGACUGAUGAAAACGGCGGAUCCGGGUCGAGUUUAACCCUUGAACCCGAGUUUUUUUAGUUUCCCAAAUUUAUGUCAUUAUUAUUAUAAUGUAGUCUUGUUAGACAUUAGGAAGUUAUUGUAAGAGAAUCGGAGAGAUCGUAGGUUGUUUCAGGUUCAAGAAUUUAAGCUAUAAUUAGCUAUUUUAAAAAAAGAUUCAUUUAA
Messenger RNA from Eutrema salsugineum, 1033 nucleotides. Its product is annotated as GATA transcription factor 7. Gene Ontology annotation, cellular component: nucleus. The record is from RefSeq and is a predicted model, not a curated record. Gene Ontology annotation, biological process: positive regulation of DNA-templated transcription. Bases 141 to 866 code for a protein of 241 amino acids. Gene Ontology annotation, molecular function: zinc ion binding; sequence-specific DNA binding. The transcript is spliced from 2 exons. NCBI's taxonomy places the organism in Eukaryota, Viridiplantae, Streptophyta, Magnoliopsida, Brassicales, Brassicaceae.